AUGCAGGGAGUCUGGAGCUAUAUCGUGAUGGCUGGUCCUGAUCAGUCCAAAAUCGUCCAGUUUCGAGCUGAGGACUCUUUGAUCGAUACCAACAAUAUUACCCUUGCAAAGACAGUUCAUCCUGAAUUUGUGGCUGGCUGCAAGUAUCUUGGGACCAUAGGCGAUCCUCGACCACUCUAUGUCUACGAGAUGGAUAAAGUUCCUGGACUUGCUCACAUUAUGGCGCGUAUUCCAUCAGACGAUAUGAGUCGACAGUAUAGAACUAUCAAGGACCUUGCAAAGUAUGAAUGA
Messenger RNA from Penicillium malachiteum, 291 nucleotides. RefSeq lists its product as uncharacterized. Lineage: Eukaryota; Fungi; Ascomycota; Eurotiomycetes; Eurotiales; Aspergillaceae. The coding region runs from base 1 to 291 and encodes 96 amino acids. The record is from RefSeq and is a predicted model, not a curated record. The transcript has a single exon.